AGCUAAGGAAAGUUGACACUUAAGCUGGUGUUUGAAGCGUUUCCGUGGAGCACCUCUGUUACGUUGACCACCUUUUACAUCAUUAAAAAAGACUGCCUUUGUCAUACGUUCAUCUCCCAUACGGGAUACGUGCCCUGCCCAGCGUAACUGUCAGACCAUAAGAAGUCCCUCUAUACUGGCGUUUGCAAGGACAUCACUGUUUGUAGUGCAGUCUUAACACCGUAUGUCCAUGAUGGAGCGCAAGCAUCUUUGGUGAAAGCGCUCAAGUAGUCUUAGUUGUUUUCUGUAUAGUGUCCAUGUCUCAGAGUCAUACAGAAGUGUUGAGAGAACCACCGCCUGGUAGACAUUGAUAUUUGUUGGCAGGCGGAGCAAUUUGUUCUGCCAAACUCUUGCCUGAAGGCAUCCAAAAGCGCUACUGGCCCUGGCCAGACGGUUAUCAACUUCCCUUGAAAGUGAGGCGUUAUUUGACACAAUACUACCUAGAUAUGUGAAGUGGUCUACAUUUAUAGUACCAUUUUAUAAUUAAUAUUGUUAUAAUCUAGAAUAUUCUAGAUCCUAGAGAUUUAGUAGAGGUAGCCUAAGGUCACUAUGGAUAUAUAGUUACAGUUAGUGUAUGAGAUUAGAGUCUUAUUAAAAUUAAUAUUGUUUGUCUACAAUAAUAAAAUAAUCAUUUCAUAUCACCAACAGAAAGAGAGACCUGACAACCCAGCAAGUCCGACAUUUCGUUUUUCAAAUUAAGGACACAGAAUAGAGCUGCAAUAUAUAUGGAUCCAUCAAUCAGGUUGCCCCUCUAAAUGGAAACAAACAUACAAUCUUCCAGUCAUAAGUACCUCACUAGCAGGCUGGUUAGCACCUCAGCCCAAGGAGGCAUGAGCCUGGAUACUAGUUUGAAUUCAGAGAUUCAAUUCAAAUAUUGCUAAGAGUUCGCCCUCCUGAUCCAAGUGAAAAAGACUUUGCACCACGCGUUCUGGAUGUUAACACUGCAGACAAUGCCAUUAUUCUUCACACAAAGCCAGAGCCCAAAAUUUUUAGAUAUGACGAUGUAGCAGAUGCUGACACCACACAGUGGCCAGACUGGCUCAGGAAAAAGUUUUACUAUGUUUGGUCCCUCUGAGAACUUGGAAAGCUCUCAGCUUCGUGGUGUGAUUCCCAGAAGUUUGGAGUAUCUCUUUAGUGUAAUAGCUCACCAACAAGAUAAUGGCAGUAAAAAAUAGUUUUGUGUCGCUGCUCCUUUUAAGAAAUCUAUCAAGAGCAAAUCUUUGAUCUUUUGGAUACAGCUUCACAAGGUAUUCGCUUAUGUGAGAAUAUGAGCAAGGUGUCUUUGUAGAUGGACUCAUUGAGCAAGUUAUCUGCAACCCAAGAGAUGCUUAUCAGAUCUCCAAAAAUAGAGGAUUUGAAUCUUUCUUUCAAAGAUUAUCAAAAAAUCUUUUUACAGGAGGAUUCAUUUAAGAAAUUGUAUGCUGUCAUUAGUAAACUUCAACAAGAAAAUCAAAACUUGCUGGAAAAGUUGAUCUUUAUGAAUCACUUAGAGAAUCAUGAAUCUCAGCUGACAGCCAAAGAAGAAGAACUGCAUAGUGUGAACAUGACUCUUCAGAAAUUUGAAAAAGACAACAAAGUUUUACAAGCUAUGUUGAAGCACACAGAAGUUUGUGAGCAGAAAGCUCCUGAAGUGCCAAAUUUUCAAGUUAUUAAGAAUAUUGAAUUAGCCUAUAGCCGCAAGAUGGAAGAGUUCGAGAGGUCAAUCUUUGGCAAAGAUAAAAAAGUAGCUGAGUUAUUAUUUGAAGAGGAACUUCACCUUGCCAGGGAAACACAUGCAUCUGUUUUAAAAGACAGGAAUUGCAUUAGAAUGGGUGCUGCUGAGGCGUUUCAAGAGUUUCAGAGUGCUGUGCCUAUGCAAGGAGGUGCUAUUGGUGAGCCUGGAGAGAGAAAGUCAUCUUCAGAAAAAAAUGGCUCGGUUAGAGGAAGAACUCUAAUAAAAGAAACAAAAAUGCCAGAAAUAAAUGAACAAUCUUGGAGAAGUAAAAAAAAGUGAAUGAACUAAUAACAUCCUUUUAAAGAGUCACUGUUUUUGUAAAAGCUGUAUAAAGUUUGUUUUUUUAUACCAAUCAAUGGUUAUAAUUCAAGUGAAAGCCACUUCAUUCUUCUUAAAAAAUCCAGUACAAGAGAUACAGUACUUAUAAGCAUGUCAAUGAUUGGUUGAAUUCUACCAGUAUUUGAAUUAACGUAUAUUUUAGUUUGAUGCCCAAGAUUGGCAUUGACUCUAGACAAAUAAUUGUGUUUAUACACAGUUUGACUGUAAAAGAAAUAUGUCGAGAUAUUUUUGUUAAGAUUUUUCUUAAGUUCAAGCUACUACACUCUUUUAAUCAAUAAGUUCAACAAUGGAAUUUAAAAAGAUGUUUAUGGAAACUGUCUUUCAUUUCACUAGCCAUUUGUUUCUCAUAAAAAUUGUGGAAUUGAAAAUGUCUUACAUGUGCUUCUUUAUCUAAUAUUUAUGAAUAUAUAUAUAUAUAUAGAAUAUCCUCUGCUUAAAAGUAUGCUUUAUUGGAAUAUGUUUGAUGUCAAUACUUGUAAUAAAAUGAACAAGAGGUGUUUCACUCUAGUAGUUUAAAUUUUCAUAAGUUAUGAACUAGAGGCCUUAAAUCAAAUUUACUACUUUUGGAUAAAUUUGUCAUCUCUGUAACUGUAAUGUAACUAGGCCUCAAGGUUUCCUAAAUUGAGCAAAGAGAAAGAGCAUCCACAUUUAUCUUUUUUCUAGAAAGAACAAAAAUAAAGCUCAAAUAUUUCUCCUAUUUUGACACAAAUUAAGAAAAAUAAUAUGACCAUUUUUGUAGGAGCACACAAGGUUGAAUUUAUAGGUAGGCUAUUAAGGCAUGGUUGUAUUUUACACAGCUACAACUGUAUUAAUACAUAAAUAAGCUGUCCUAUUGUUAAUAUGUACUGUACAUAAAGAAUUAGUAGAAAUAGCUAUUUGAUCUUCAUGUAUUGUCUUGAAUCCUUUUUUUUUUUUUCUUUGUUGGUGUUUUGAUUUUUCUGAAUAACUUAUAUGUUAAACUACUUGUAUAAUAUGUUUGUAAAUAUUCAUAUCAAAUAAUUUCUAUUGCUGUUUAUUAUGACAGUCUUAAGUUUAAGGAAGUUGGAAGUUUUGUUUAUGUAUCAACACAGACCAUGAGCUCUAUUAUAACUGUCUGUCUGGUCUUUCAGUUUUUCUUUGGGUCAUCUUUUGUUUCAUUGUGGCAGUCUGUAUUUAUAUUUAGUGUAUUCUUGCCAUUUUAUGCCCAUAAUUGAACCCAGACUCCUUUGGUUCAAUCCUUCUAGCACCCUUAAAUGCUUUGCAUGUAGCUGCCAAAUCUGAGAGCCAUAAUAAAGUGCUUCGAGGCCACUGCCUGGUAGAUAUGUAACUAUUUAUCUAUCACCUAAUUGCAGAAGUUUGGGCCCUCUGAGUCCACCCAGCUCUAAUGGGUACCUGGCAUUAGUUGAGGAAAAGUAAAGGCGGUUGGUCAUUGUGCUGGCUACAUGAUACCCUCGUUAACUGUAGGCCACAGAAUCAGAUGACCUUUACAUCAUCUGCCCUAUAGACCACAAGGUCUGAAUGGGGAACUUUACUUACUUACUUAAUUGCAGAAGUGUUGUACAUAAAAACAUUCCGUUCUCAAGUUUAACUGCCAUUAGUUAGAAACAAUAUCUUAAAUAGAAUAAGGUGUAAUUUUUAACAUUAAGCCACAGAAAUGUGACUCUACAAUGACUAUGCUACAAGUAGUAGUUUUUACUUAUAAUUAUAGCAAUCAAUUUUUUUGUUAAAGGCCCCUAGCACUAUUAGAUCUUCAAAUUAGCCUUGUGAUAUUGUAAUAUGUGAUUUAUAUUAGCUGAUAUUUUAUUGCUUUCAUGGAUUAACAAGAAUUGGUUCUGUUACUUUUCAUAACAUUUGUCAUUACACCACAACUGAUGCCUUACUGAACAAAAUGUUCUAAUGAGUGAAAAUAAAGUUAUUUAUUUUCUAA
This is a messenger RNA of Biomphalaria glabrata, 3998 nucleotides long. RefSeq lists its product as uncharacterized. The record is from RefSeq and is a predicted model, not a curated record. NCBI's taxonomy places the organism in Eukaryota, Metazoa, Mollusca, Gastropoda, Planorbidae. The transcript is spliced from 15 exons. Bases 1328 to 2032 code for a protein of 234 amino acids.